Messenger RNA from Ogataea haglerorum, 1938 nucleotides. RefSeq lists its product as uncharacterized. Gene Ontology annotation, molecular function: A2-type glycerophospholipase activity. Bases 1 to 1938 code for a protein of 645 amino acids. Lineage: Eukaryota; Fungi; Ascomycota; Pichiomycetes; Pichiales; Pichiaceae. The transcript has a single exon. Gene Ontology annotation, cellular component: intracellular membrane-bounded organelle; plasma membrane; extracellular region. Gene Ontology annotation, biological process: glycerophospholipid catabolic process. The record is from RefSeq and is a predicted model, not a curated record.
AUGCAUUUCUCUAUCCUCCUCUUGUUGACCCUGGCGAAAGCCUGGUCGCCCACUAACUCUUAUGCCCCGGGGGAGGUCGAUUGUCCAUCGUAUCUAAACGAAUCGGACUACAACACAGAUGACAGAAGAGGAUUUAUUCGUGCUGCCAACAGCAUAAGCAAGGAGGAGCAAGAUUGGCUCGCAGGCAGAGAGAACAUUACAAACGACAACCUCAGAUGGUUUCUGAGCCUUGCCAACAUGACGGAUUUCAAUAUCGACGACUUCAUGGACGAACUUGCCGAAAAAAGCCGGAGCAACGACACUAUCCUGGCUACCCCUAGAAUCGGACUCGCUUUCAGCGGAGGAGGCUACCGUGCGAUGCUGGGCGCGGCCGGCCAAAUUUCCGGUCUCGAUAACCGUACCCACGGCUGCUACGAGCACGGAUUGCCUAUUCUGUCGGCUGUUACUUACAUCGCAGGCCUUUCGGGCGGUUCCUGGUUCUUAUCUACUCUGGCCUUCAACAAUUGGACCUCCGCUCAGGACAUUCUAGACCAAACUGGACAGGACAACGCCACCUGGGACCUUACAGACUCGAUCCUGUCUGGUGGUGGUUUCUUCCAUGCGUUUGGAUACUGGGAUAGUAUCAGUGACGAUGUUCAGGCCAAAGAGGAUGCAGGCUUCGAUAUCACCCUGACAGAUCCCUGGGGAAGAGCAUUGUCUCACCAGUUCUUCCCCACCCUCGAAGACUACGGUGCCUCGAUGACCUUCAGCUCUUUAAGAGAUUUCCCGGUGUUCAAGAAUCACGAGAUGCCGUUCCCAAUUGUCGUCGCCGAUGGCAGAGCCCCGGGUACUGAAAUUAUCAGUUCAAACUCCACUGUCUUUGAGAUCACGCCAUUUGAGAUAGGCUCCUGGGAUCCUUCUCUUUACACUUUUGCGGACCUCAAGUAUAUCGGAACGAACGUCACGAACGGAAAGCCCGUCAACUCCUGCAUUGGCGGAUUCGACAACACGGGCUAUAUAUUUGGAACGUCUUCGUCGCUUUUCAACGAGGUUCUGCUGAGGUUAAAUGACAGCUCGACGACCAGCUUCCUGUCCUCCUUGCUCGAGGACUUUUUGGACCACAUCGGAUUCGACGAGAACGACAUCGCCGUCUAUAAACCGAACCCAUUCUAUAAUUCUGAGUGGGCAGCUCUGGACUCGAUUGUCAGCUCUGAGACGUUGGACCUAGUUGACGGUGGCGAGGAUAACCAAAACAUUCCACUUUAUCCACUAUUGCAACCAGAAAGACAAGUCGAUGCCAUUUUUGCACUCGAUAACUCUUACGACACAGAUAGCCAUUGGCCUAACGGAACAUCGCUCGUGUACACCUAUGAGCGCCAAUUCGGAUCGCAGGGUAACCAUACGGCAUUCCCCUACGUUCCUGACCAGGCAACGUUUUUGAACAAGAACUUGACGGCCAAGCCGGCGUUCUUUGGCUGCUAUGCCUCGAACUUGACUGAUCUCAUGGACGAGCUAGAAACGGACUAUGUUCCACCAUUGGUCAUCUACAUUGCCAACAGACCUUACUCCUACGACACCAACACGUCUACCUACAAGAUGUCCUACACGGACGACGAAAAAAUAGGUUUCUUCCAGAACGGCUUUGAAGUGACCACCAGAAAGAACCUCACCAUCGACGAGGAAUUCCGCGCAUGUAUUGGAUGUGCAGUUCUGCAGCGCUCCAGAGAAAGGCUCGGCUACUCCGUGGGGGACCAAUGUAAAAGAUGUUUUGAUACCUACUGUUGGGACGGUAGCCUUGACACCAAUGAGAACACUAUCGGCGUCAACUUCACCUCCAGUGGUCUCACUUCCCAAUCGGACAACACAAACGCUACGAGCGGCUCCGUGCGACUAGGUGCCGAUUACUUUACUGCCAAGCUUGUCGUGAUUCUAUCGGUUCUGUGUCUAGUUCUAUUUUAG